AUGUCGAACAAUGCGGCCUCCCAUAAGCCUCGCAGGAAGAAGAAAAGUACUUCUGGGAUAUCACGGACCGAGACAAAUGCCGAUCUCGUCUCAAUCGACGAGCAAACUCAUGCUGCUAAGCCCGAAUUUCCUCUCGUAGCAUUUCUUUGGCCCACUCGAGGCACAACAUCACAAUGGUUGCUUGUACCAUUAAUAUUAAUAAUCGUGGGCUUGUUCAGAUGGACGGUCGGGCUGUGGGGAUACUCUGGUUUGGGAAAGCCGCCAAUGCACGGUGACUUCGAAGCUCAGAGGCACUGGAUGGAAAUCACAAACCAUCUGCCAAUGUCCUUGUGGUACUUCCAUGACCUCGAAUACUGGGGCUUGGACUAUCCACCUCUUACUGCCUAUCAUAGCUGGCUUCUGGGCAAGAUAGGAUCCUUCAUUGAACCUUCGUGGUUUGCAUUGGUCAGCUCGCGCGGCCUUGAGACCCAGCUUCUCAAAGUCUACAUGCGUGCAACUGUCAUUGUGUCGGAGUACCUUGUCUAUGUCCCAGCGGCAAUCAUUUUCCUUCGCCGCUAUGGACGAGCUCAAGGGGUUGGCGCAACUUCUCAAUCCGUUGCGUUAGUCGCUUUCCUCAUGCAGCCAGCCACCAUUCUCGUCGACCAUGGCCACUUCCAAUACAAUACAGUCAUGCUAGGGUUUGCCAUUGCAGCGCUGUCGAGUAUUUAUGCCGGACGAUUAAUGUGGUCAUGUAUCUUCUUUGUGGCUGCCCUCGGCUAUAAGCAGAUGGCUCUCUACUACUCGCCCAUAAUCUUCGCUUAUCUUUUGGGAUCUUGUGUCACGCCUCGAAUGCGCAUAGGCCGUCUCCUCGGAAUUACUACGAUCACCAUAGUAUCCCUGGUGGCUCUCUAUAUCCCCCUUAUAAUUGGCUCCCUCUCCAAUGCAAAUCGGGGCGUACUACUCACGAAUAUUGCAGCCCCACCGCUUCUCGAUAUCCUCCCUUUCAAAAUACACCCCAAAUCAGCAUAUUACAUGCCAUUACUCCAAGUAACUCAGUCUCUACAUCGCAUCUUUCCAUUCUCCCGCGGCCUCUUCGAAGACAAGGUCGCAAACUUCUGGUGUGCCCUCAAUACUGUGUUGAAAAUCCGGCAGCACAUCGAACCCGUCGUCCCGCUUCCGCGCCUUUCCCUAUACCUCACCUUCAUGGGCAUUCUCGGCCCGAUGCUCCUUAUUGGUGCUGUACCUCGGCCUAAUCUGCUACCCUACGCUCUCGCCUCCUCGGCGUGGGCAUUCUACCUGUUCUCAUUUCAAGUGCAUGAGAAGUCCGUCUUAUUGCCUCUACUACCCAUGACGCUCCUCCUCGGCAGCCGCGACGGCCUCACCAAAGAAACGCGUGCCUGGGUGGGUUGGGCCAACAUGGUGGGGACCUGGACCUUAUACCCUUUACUGAAACGCGACGGCCUCCGAACUCCCUAUUUCGUUAUCACACUUCUCUGGGCCUACCUCCUUGGCCUCCCGCCUACGAGCGGCGCUAUCUAUUACGACCACGCUAACCAGAACGAGCCGGGCAAGGAGCGACAACCGGAGGAUCUAUACACAGGAACUAAGAUCCUACAUGGAGAGUAUUAUAUGGCCAUGAUGAUUUGGCAUGGGCUGGAGGCUUUUAUACCCCCGCCAGAGGGGAAGCCGGAUCUUUGGGUGGUCGUCAAUGUUUGUCUGGGGGCGUUUGCUUUUGGAAUUUGCUAUUUGUGGUGUACGUGGAAGCUUGUUUUAGGGACGAAUAUCUUGGAUGGGUACUUUGGGCAUCGGAGGAAGAUUGAGGAGAAGGGUGCCGACUCCAGGGGACGGAAGAGCGAGAAGAAGACACAGUGA
Endocarpon pusillum Z07020 is the source of this 1851-nucleotide messenger RNA. RefSeq lists its product as uncharacterized. The record is from RefSeq and is a predicted model, not a curated record. NCBI's taxonomy places the organism in Eukaryota, Fungi, Ascomycota, Eurotiomycetes, Verrucariales, Verrucariaceae. Gene Ontology annotation, cellular component: endoplasmic reticulum membrane. Gene Ontology annotation, biological process: protein N-linked glycosylation. Gene Ontology annotation, molecular function: dolichyl pyrophosphate Man9GlcNAc2 alpha-1,3-glucosyltransferase activity. The transcript has 3 exons. Bases 1 to 1851 code for a protein of 616 amino acids.